Messenger RNA from Patiria miniata (bat star), 2568 nucleotides. RefSeq lists its product as uncharacterized. The record is from RefSeq and is a predicted model, not a curated record. NCBI's taxonomy places the organism in Eukaryota, Metazoa, Echinodermata, Asteroidea, Valvatida, Asterinidae. The transcript has a single exon. Bases 482 to 859 code for a protein of 125 amino acids.
AUUCACGUUCGAUCAUCCUUGUCUCAAUGUCGCCAGUAGAACAUGGCGACAAAGUGAGACACGAGCUUUUUGGGGUCUCCGUGUAAAAAAAUCCUUAGUAUUUUCGUUAUCCUAGCCUCAGCAUACGUAGAUAUCAUACCAAUUGUCAAUAAGGACAUACUCAAGCCUUGGAGACCGUUUGGUGAGAAAGAAAACGACAAAAUCAGUGAGCGAUCCUGGAUCACCACCAACGUUAUCGCCACAGUCUGCAAACCCAAGCACAGAGCAGUCCCUUUCCGACACCGACGAGUUUAAACACCUUGUCCGUCAAACCCUGACAGAGAUUCAAUCAGGACAAAAAGAGUUACGUAACUGCAUACAUAGGCUGGAACAGAAUAUCAAUGACUCCAUUGAAUUCCAGAGUAAGCGUAUUGACGGCUUGGAGUUGAAGAUAAAAGAACUUGACCGGAUAACUGCAGUGGUUGCCAAGGCUGAGAAAACCAUGGCCGACCAUGCCGAGCAGCUAAACAAGCUGGAACGCUUCUCUCGGAGAAAUAAUCUUCCGGUUAUCGGCUUCCCACAGCAGAAAGUUGAAGACUGCCUGGCUCUCGCUCACAAUCUCUUCAAGGAGAAAUUCAAGAUGCCAGAUGCAAAGCUGGAACGAGCUCACCGUGAUCGCCCAAAGAUGGACGGCAGACCACAGCACCUUCUUAUCAAGCUGAACUGCUAUCAGGACAAAAUCAAGAUCCUCCAGCAACAGCGACAAGUCCGGACAAGUCGAAGACCUGACCAGAGCCGACCUGCAAGAGAAGAGAAAAUGGUCAACACAAGCCUCCGCAGCGGACAAGGAGGGAAUGAAGUACAGGUUCGUAGCCGGUAAGUGGAGAGGUGCAGGCGGCGCACUAGCUGACUUCUACCGUUAAGCAUCACAUCAAUCUGCAUGCUUCCACUGUAUAUCUAUGUGCUGUAUAUGUUAUGUUUGCUGCAAAUCAUCGCAUUAACCAUCCAUUAUGAUUUUUACAUCGAACUUUUUAUCUAUUACAUUCAUUCGCUUGAAAUUGAUUGCUUCAAUUUAUUUGUUUUGCAUCUUAAUCUCCUUGUGAUUGGUUAAAUUAUUGUUACUGGUUUGUUCAUGCUUGGGUUCCUUCUCCACUUACAUACUGUUUACUUUACAUACUGUUUACUUAAGUUAAGUUUUUGUUUUGUAUAUCGUAUUGUAUUGUUUAUCUUUCGUCCAAAUGACCCUAGCUGACUUUGUUGACAAUAUUUCUUUUUCUGAUGAUGAUGUUUUUAAUGAUGAACAAUGUGCCUAUUUUGAGUUUACUGAAUUUACUCUAUUUGUUAGUCCCCCAUUGACUUGCAUUUUUUUCCGUUUCUCCUUUUGCCUUUACAUACUGUUUACUUUACAUACUGUUUACUUAAGUUAAGUUUUUGUUUUGUAUAUCGUAUUGUAUUGUUUAUCUUUCGUCCAAAUGACCCUAGCUAACUUUGUUGACAAUAUUUCUUUUUCUGAUGAUGAUGUUUUUAAUGAUGAACAAUGUGCCUAUUUUGAGUCUACUGAAUUUAAUGAUUUAAAUAUCUCUACACCAGGUAUCUUCUCUAUCUUUUACGUGAAUUCCAGGAGUCUCUUCGACAUAACAGAUUACUUGGCUAGUCUUAACCACUCUUUCUCCAUCUACGGGUUCACUGAAGCUUGGUUUCAAACAAUCCCUCCGCCCUAUGUUCACAUGGAUAAUUUCCGUCUAGUUCAUUCCUCACGUUCCGAUAAACCUGGCAGAGGGGUAGCCAUGUUUGUCAAGAACUCGCUGAAUUUUCGGAUCCGUGAAGACCUCAUGCCUUCUCAUAAUGGCUUUGAGACAGUUUUUAUCGAAAUUCAGCAUGACAAAGCUAGCAAUCGUGUUGUGGGAAAUGUCUACAGGGAUCCUGGUACUUCAUUUGACCACUUUAACGAGGCUUUUGGUACCUGCCUAGAUAAGAUAACAAAGGAGGGAAAGCUGUGUUACAUAAUGGGUGAUUUCAGCCUUAAUAUACUUCAUUGUGCAGAUCACCAACCCGCGGACGACUUUGUGAAUGCUGUCUUGGCCUGUGGUUUCCAUCCUUUAAUCACAAAACCCACUCGCAUCACUCCCCAUUCUUCCACACUAAUAGACAACAUACUAACCAAUUCUGAUCUAAACACUACAGCUGGGAUUCUGUACUCUGACAUCUCUGAUCACUAUCCACUCUUCCGAUUCACUACUUCUUGUCUCCAGAGCUCUGAAUCCUCUCCUUAAACAUAUCUUUCAAGGGAUAUUAACACGGAAUCCCUCAGUUCAUUUAAGCAAGACCUCGGCAGCAUUGAGUGGAGUGACGUGUAUCUAGCUCAGGACUCUGAUACUGCAUAUAACACUUUCCUUUCCAUUUUCUCCUCCUGCUAUAAUCACCAUUUUCCCCUCACUCUUAAACAAGCUAUUUACCAGUCUUUCUUUUAUUUAUGGAUGUAUUCUCUAAAGGAGUGUGGAAUAAAUGUCUUCUUGAAUUGAAUGUCACCCAUUAAUUUAAUUCUCAGAUACACCAUCGUUGGCUUUUACAGACCUUGAUGCAAAUUUU